AUGACGUAUAGCGACAGGAUUGGGCAAGGUCUCAACCUAAGUCUGGACUUAUAUAACACUACAACUAGGAUCAACCAUCUACGACAAGAUUUUAGACAGCAUGAACUACGACUGGGUCCACAUUUUAGAUCUCAUUCAGAGCCAUUAGGCAACAAUUCAAUAAAUGCAGCCACACAGGGCCAGCGUCCAUUCACUGCUGAUAAUGAAGUGACUCACAUUUCGGAUAGUGACGAUGAUAUUGAGCUACUACCGUUGAGCACCACUUCCCAAUCGACGUAUCAGACAAAGUUGAACUCGGUCUUGCCUACUUUCACUAUGGAUGAUAAUUACUUUCAUAAUGAUGGUGGAAGUGGAACAAUAGAGUCUCAAUUGAGCAAUGAAAACUUCCAUUGUGUUGAUUUUGCACUGGGGAGUGAUGAGAGGUAUUGUGCCAGUGGUGCGAAUGAGAUUGCUGCAGGAGGUGAUGCAAGAAAGUUGAAUUCUUGCUCGUCGUCAUUGCUGGAUAGUGGCGCUUUUUCAGGAGUUCAAAGGGACGUUGGGAUAAAUUCAGAAUUGGUUGAAGUUUCUGAUGAUAGUGAUGAUGAUGUAAUAUUGAUGGAAUAUGAGCAAAGUGUACCAGAAAACCGUUCAAGCAGUAGCAGUGGCAUAAAUUCCGAAUUGGAGAGGAAUAUUGGGCUUUAUGAGGAUGACACCACGGAAGAGUUAGACAGGGCUCAAAUAUUGAAUGAUGUGACUGAUUGGGGGAUUUUGAGUCCAAUACAUGACCAGGUGUUUGAUCCAAGGGAGAUUGAAGGGUGCUCAACACCGGUGAACAAGACUUUGAUCAAGAGAGAGCACAAGAAUGAUGUGUGUGGUGGGGAACUCGAGCUGGCCUCGAGCACUACUCUUGGGUAUGUAAAACAGGAACUUACCUUUAGAAAGGACAAAGAGGUGAAAGUUGAAUCAAACCAAACAGAGAUGAUCAAGGACGAGAAUUUUGGUCUUAGACUCGACAAGUUUAAACAAGAGUGUUUAACAAAGGGAAUUUUGCUUAAAGGGGUUGGCACCAAGCAAUUAAAGCAGGAGGAAGUGAGACAAGCUUUUGCCGUUUUUAAAAAAGAGGAUGUGAAAGGACCUUCCUGCUUGAAUGAAAAAAGAGAGUUAGAAAAUUCCAAAGAAGAAGACGCAGUUGAGCAGGAGCAACCCAAGGAUGUACCAAGUAACUCACGAGAUGGUACAAAAUCUCCAGGUCAAGAGAACAAACAACCAGUGAUGAAGACACGUGUAAUGAAAAGGAAAAGACUUGCAUCUAAACCACUCUCGGCUAUUAUAAACAUGCCAAAAACAAGAGUGGGUCUAUCAAAAAGAAUCAAGGUUGAUCCUUUACAUAAUAAGAUCAAAAAGAGGAGUUAA
This is a messenger RNA of Lodderomyces margitis, 1392 nucleotides long. RefSeq lists its product as uncharacterized. The coding region runs from base 1 to 1392 and encodes 463 amino acids. The record is from RefSeq and is a predicted model, not a curated record. The transcript has a single exon. NCBI's taxonomy places the organism in Eukaryota, Fungi, Ascomycota, Pichiomycetes, Serinales, Debaryomycetaceae.